AGAGGCGAGUCGAGGCAAGUGCUUGUGUCACCAGAGGAGGCUGUGGCUUUGACCCUUUAGGGCUCCCCUCAGUUUCGGAGCGCGGACCGGAGCCAAGUCUCGGGACUUCUCCUGGCUUGGGGGAGCAGUCAGAUGCAUCCAUUGACAACCCCCCACACCCAGCUCCCACAGAGAGUGUGGGCGGGGCAAAGAUAGAGAGGCGGGGGAGGGGCCAGCCUGGGUCCCGCCCCCAGUCAUUGUUCCGGGGGAGCUAGAAGGCAUUGAGGCCCAAUCAGGAUGUAGCAUGUAAAUGAGCAAGCCUGGCAGGUUGGGGAGACUCCAGAACUUGGUGUUGCCGCCCUGAAGAGGGCGCAGACUACAUUGACCUGCACCGAGCGAGGCGCGGACUCUGAGAGGAAUCCGUGGCUGCGCUGCGGAACCGGAGAGAGAGGAGGAGGAUAGCCAGCCCGUCCACCCUCACCAUGACCAGCUGCCACCACCAUUCCGGAUACUUGGCAGACGACGAGGCUGGCCACACCACCUACGUGGCCCGGCUGCCUAAGAAGCCACUGUUCCCGGAAAUGGGGCAAGCCUCCAAGUCGGGCCACAUGCCACACCCACCGUCGAGGUACACUCCCACAGACAGCUUAGGGCUCCGUGGCCACCGACGAAACCCAAGGGACCCUCGGCCCUUUGGUACCUUCUUGGAUUUCCUCGUCGAGAGUCAGGUGCUAGACAGCCUACAGACGGUGGUGGAAGAGGCAACGGAGCGCAUGACCACUAUGAAGACAGAGGCUGGGGUGCCACUGGUGGAGGUGCAGGACCCCAUAGAGGUGCCGAGGGGUGGGCAGCGGGUGCGUGCCCGGCCCAGCCUCAGUACCGUGCACCAGCACCGGGCCCGGCCCAGCCUCUGCACUGGAUGCCCCAACAACUACCCAUCCUCCUCCAGCCCCAUGUCCGACUCCCAUAGCAGCUUCACAGCUGGCUGGCUGGGCUCCCCCAGCCGGCACAGUGACCUGGGCACCCAGGGCAUGGGCUCACUGCCACCCAUGAGGGAUAGACUUUUGCUGGAGAAGAACCUCAAACGGCUGCUGAAGCUGGAGAACAGAGGGAAAGGCCUGGGUCAGUCCUGCUUCCGGAGGGACUCCCUGCUGUGGGACUCGCUGGGCAGCCAGGCCAGCAGCCAGUGGACCCAGGAGCCACCUCCGUCCUGGUUCUCGGGCCUGCUGGACUCAAGCACAGGCACACCCCAAACAUCAGAGCCCAGGCCUGGAGAACAGGAACUGACCUUCCUCAAGCGAGAGUUUGAUAAGGAGAUCAAGUCCUUGUUGAGCCAGCCAGCGUCCUUUGACCUGCCUGGCUACUGUUCAUUCCGUGAGCCCCAUCAGACUCUGGACUUUCUGGCUGAGCACCACCUCUUCCCCGCCCUGCAGAGUGUGGUCUGCCAGGCUGUGGACAAGCUCAGUGGUGCCCGCCGCCGUGAUGGCUACCCUCUCUUCCCAUCAGAAUGGGAGCCCGCAACAGAGCCCAAUUCUGACUCCACGCCAGGCUCCAAGCCAGCCACACCCACCGACGGGGAGGAGCCCUACGAUGUGCUUCCCACCCAAGUCUCCAGCUCCAAGAUGAUUCGAAGAAAGAGCGCCAAGGGCAGAGGACGGGCCAAGCCCAAGGAAGGUGGUUCCCCUGUGUCUAGGGCCCAAGUGGCUACCAGAUGCAGGAUCAAAAGCCCCAGUUACAAGUUCAUGAGGAAGAAGCCACUACCCUCCAUCUCCUCCAAGUCCAGCACGUCCCACGUUUCCAACCCCUUGUACGAGGAGCUCGUCAACUACUUGGUGGAGCAGGUCGUGUCCUUGCUCAUCUACAAGUACAAGUUUGAGAAGAACCUCUCCAAGCAGCUGGGCUUCAUCUCCUUCCCUGUCACCGAGACGCUCAUGGACCUCUUCCUGGGCUUCAAGAAGGUGAAGGGCUCCCACAUCAGCCUGUCCUCAAAGAUCGACUGGAGCUGCCUGCUGCGCAGGCUGGAGGAGGCCGAGUGGGCCCGGCAGCUGUCCAGACAGGCAUCCCAGCAUGACUCUGCCUCCCAGCGUAGCUCCCACCACGGCACCGCCCACCGCAGGGCCCCCCACCACAGGGCGCCCCGGAGCAGCACGGAGUCCUCCUCCACGCUGCUGGAGCCAGCCACGCAAGGGGAUCAGGGCGAGGCCACAGAGUCCAGCCUCAACAGUGAGUUGCCAGACUCUCAGCUGCUCCCAGCUCGGGAAGGCACUACAGCCGCGGAGCGGGAGCCCGCGAGCCAGCAAGAGCCCAAGCCCGCGCUGUUCUCCGGCACAGGCGUGGGCUCUCAUCAGUGUCAGGAAGUAGUAGACGUGGACAGUCAGAGCGAUGAGGAGGAAGAGGACGAGGACGAUGACUUCUUAGGGGACAAUGGCAUGUCCCAGAGCUCCCCCGAGCCUCGAGCGGAGGUGGAGGUCAGCGACCCUCUGUGAGGCCCCCGGGGAAGCUGCACCCAGCGCUUGAUUCCCUGCCCCUCCUCUUGCUCCAAUGGACUGCUGCCCCCCAUCCCCAGCUGGUCCCUGCCCCGAGCAGAGGCCAGUGUCGGCUGAUUGCCCAUGAGGAGCUCUGCUGGCCUGUCAGGGGAGCCAACAGGAGAAAUAAAGCUUGUAUUGAUGGAGCACAGUUUUCUCGACCGGAGAUUGCAGCCCUGCCUCUGCAGGCCUGAGCACCUGCCCUGGCGUAACACCUCGGACAGGCCUUCACGACAGCUGCCAUGCCCUGAACCCCUGACCGCACACGCUCUGCUUGAACACAAGAACCUGCUCGUGGCUCUUCUCUGCUCCAGUGUGCACCUUCCUGGCUCUUCCAGCCUCUUAGGACUCAUGGCCCCUUUCCCUAAUGGCCCCUAUGCGUUGCGGUUCCUGCUUCCAGAGGGAAGGGCGGCAACCGGCUCCCUCUGACAUGCUGUACCCUCCUGUUCCUCUCAAGGAACCAUGCAGCUGGCCUUUCCUGAUGCCCCCUGUCUUUCUUAUUUGUAUUUCCCAGCUCCAACUCCCGAAUCUGGAGGGUCCAAGCUAGGUCCCAUGGGGGCUGACAGUCUGGCAAGCUGUGGGACCAGGACCCCAAGAUGGGUGGGUCAGGGACCCCUUUUUCCAGAAAGCUCUUGUGGCAAGGAUCUUUUAGGGCAUGUGCUCAGAUCAUAAGGCCCAUUCCCUGAGGCCACCCACUGCCACCACCACCAUAGUGUGGGCCCACAAUGUUUUGGUACCUUCUUGUCAUACCACUUGGCAUAGUUGACGCAUUCCUGUUCCAAGCUAGGGCAGUCAGUUGUUUUCCCCCGAGGAGCUUGUAAUUGGUUUGGACUGAGAGAUUUUUUAAAGUUUAUUUAUUUUUAGUAAUCUCUACACCUAACAUGGGGCUUGAACUCACAACCCCGAGAUCAAGAGUUGCAUACUCUUCCAAUUGAGCCUGCCAGGCGCCCCAAGAUAGACUGAGAGAUUCUGGUGCAGUUUGCGCUGAUUACUAAAGACAAGUGGACAGUGCAGAGCAGCCAUCUUCUAACCCCCCUCUAGAGAGGCAAGAAAUCCUGUCUGCAGGGAAGAGCCUGGAGGGGAGCCCUAAGGGCUCUGACACGCAGCAGCCGGCACGAUACCUACCAGCUCUGUGGGUCAGGGGAAAAGAGCACAGAGCCCCCCCGCCCCGGCCUCAGAAGCACACGUCUAGAGACUGCCCCUGGAGUGGGAGCAGCCCCUUUGGGGACUGCCAUUGCGCUGUGCUGAAGACAGCUGACCUUAGCUCCUGUUUCAGGCAUCCGUUGCUGUGUAACCACUCCAAGGCUUAAGUGGCUCCAAACAAAGUCCUUUUUCCUAAUGCUGGAGUUUGGCAGGCUCAGCUGGCGGUGGUGUAGGCAGUCUCUUGUGUGGCUGCUUCCAGCCGGGGGCAUGCCUGCAACCAGCACGUCCCGCAUGGCCUCUCCCCAUCCAAGGUCUCUCCCCAAGGCUCCUGACCGUUCAGUCAGUCAUCUAGCCUGCACUUCCUUACAGCACAAGGCAGCAGCUGGCUUCCGAGGGAGAGGAAGCAAGAACCACUGGUCCUCUUGCAGCUUGUGCUCAGAAGUCCCAAAACAGCACUUCUGUGCCAUUCUCUUGGUCAAAGCGAAUUGCCAUGCCUGCCCAGAUUCAGUGUUUUGAUGAGAGAGUCCAUGUCUUGAUGAGAUAAGCAGCUUACACUUACGGGGAUGGGAAGAACUGUUAGUAGCUGUAUUUGGAGGCCAGCGACCACCCACCCCACCCCAGAGCUGAUUGCUCCUUGAGCGGUCCCUGGAACCAAGUUGAGCAGAUGAGCAUCUGAACCUGAAAGCAAACUGUGGCUGGAAAGUGGAGGCUGAGGAGACACCAUAAUCCGCCCUGAGCAUCUGCCCAUAGGGUGAGCCGGGGAAGGUGGUCUGCAGGGGAGUCUGGGAAAGGGAACAGCUUCGAGAAGGCAAGAGGCCUUGAGAAAGUCGAGGGAGAGCCAGGUCGGCUUCUCCUACUCCAGUUCUGGGGUCUGUUGGGGAGAUUGCCUGCUGGGUCCUCACCAUCCUCUGGUCUUACAUGCAACGGGAAGCUGUUGGCAGCUUUGAGCAGGUGCCUGGCACGAUUUGAUAUGUGUUUUUUUUUUUUUUAAGAUUUUAAGUAAUCUCUACACCCACAUGGG
Messenger RNA from Ailuropoda melanoleuca (giant panda), 4668 nucleotides. RefSeq names its product coiled-coil domain containing 116 (gene CCDC116). The transcript is spliced from 5 exons. Gene Ontology annotation, cellular component: centrosome. Lineage: Eukaryota; Metazoa; Chordata; Mammalia; Carnivora; Ursidae. The record is from RefSeq and is a predicted model, not a curated record. Bases 462 to 2465 code for a protein of 667 amino acids.